Messenger RNA from Chelmon rostratus (copperband butterflyfish), 2710 nucleotides. RefSeq names its product cytohesin 1b (gene cyth1b). The coding region runs from base 507 to 1526 and encodes 339 amino acids. Gene Ontology annotation, biological process: regulation of ARF protein signal transduction. NCBI's taxonomy places the organism in Eukaryota, Metazoa, Chordata, Actinopteri, Chaetodontiformes, Chaetodontidae. The transcript is spliced from 12 exons. Gene Ontology annotation, molecular function: guanyl-nucleotide exchange factor activity. The record is from RefSeq and is a predicted model, not a curated record.
GCAGGCCGGCUCCCCUCCUCUCUCCCCUCUGCUGGAAUGAGUGCCUGAGGAUUAAGAAGCAGGGAGGCUGUACUAGAGGGCCACAGGAUUGGGACUGGGAUUGGAGGGCUUGGACAGGACUGGAUUAUUCUUGUGUUGUUGGAGUCAGGAGACUGGACUGCAGGAAACUGGCUGUUUUGCACUGGAAUUGCUGUCAAAGUUCGACUUGUGCUGGAGCUGGAGCUAUAGAAAUAUCUGGAGUAAGAAACAAACUGCUAAAUACUAAAGGACUUUGUGUUUUCGGCUGCACUGGGAAUACUGGGAGCAUUGAGACUGGUGGUGAAGUCACUCAGCAGACAGCAGCUUUCUCUGUGCCUGAUGACCUCAGUCCAGAGGAGAGACAGGAGCUGGAAAGCAUUCGCCGCAGAAAACAAGAGCUACUGCACGACAUACAAAGGCUGAAGGAUGAGAUAGCAGAGGUGACCAAUGAGAUUGAAAACCUGGGCCUGACUGAAGAGAGGAAAAGUAUGCAGAGGAAUAAACAGAUGGCGAUGGGCCGAAAGAAGUUCAACAUGGACCCCAAGAAGGGGAUUCGCUUCUUGAUUGACAGCUCCCUCCUAAAAAACACCAGCGAUGACAUCGCCAAGUUUCUCUACAAGGGUGAGGGGCUUAAUAAGACGGCUAUCGGCGACUACCUCGGGGAGAGAGAUGACUUCAACAUCGACGUUCUGCACGCCUUCCUGGAGUUGCACGAGUUCACCGACUUGAACCUGGUUCAGGCUCUCAGGCAGUUCCUGUGGAGCUUCCGGCUGCCCGGCGAGGCUCAGAAGAUCGACCGCAUGAUGGAGGCGUUCGCCCAGAGAUACUGUCGCUGUAACCCCGGAGUGUUUCAGAGCACAGAUACCUGUUACGUGUUGUCGUUCGCUGUGAUCAUGCUGAACACCAGUCUACACAACCCUAACGUGAAGGACAAACCGUCCGUUCAGAGGUUCACGGCCAUGAACAGAGGCAUCAACGAUGGAGGAGACCUGCCGGAGGAGCUGCUCAGGAACCUGUACGACAGCAUCAAGAAUGAGCCCUUUAAGAUCCCAGAGGAUGAUGGGAACGACCUCACACACACCUUCUUCAACCCCGACAGGGAAGGGUGGCUGCUGAAACUCGGAGGUGGACGAGUUAAAACCUGGAAGAGACGCUGGUUUAUUCUCACAGAUAACUGCCUCUACUACUUUGAGUACACGACUGAUAAAGAACCCAGAGGAAUUAUUCCACUGGAAAAUCUGAGUAUCAGAGAAGUCGAUGACUCCAAGAAACCGAACUGCUUUGAGCUCUUCAUCCCGGACCACAAAGAUCAGGUGAUCAAGGCCUGCAAGACGGAGGCAGACGGACGCGUCGUCGAGGGAAACCACACGUUCUACAGAAUCUCUGCCCCGACCGCAGAGGAGAAGGACGAAUGGAUCAACAGCAUCAAAGCCGCCAUCAGUAAAGACCCCUUCUACGAGAUGCUGGCUGCUCGGAAGAAGAAGGUGUCGUCUCUGAAGGGGCUGUAGAGCUGCUGAGGGUGAAACCUUGAAACCAGCUCUGACUCCGUGCAGCCGACAGGAAGUGGAGCCGACGCUCCUGCUGCUGCAGUGACACUCGGACCUGCCACAGAGGAUUCAGCCUGUAAAGAAGCUCUUCCUUCCCGACAAGCCGUCCUCUACAGGCUUGACCUUAUUUUGAAAUCUUCAUUACCCAUCGACAGAUGAAACGAUUCGCUCAUGGACCUCUUCUUUGUUAUCCUCACACCUCCUCUCGAACACUGCGCUCCUGCAGUAACGUGGUCACGCCGGGCCCUCGGGUUCGGACUCCCACUCCUCCUAAAACCUGCUGUUGAAACGUGUCUGAUUCACCUCAGAGCCACUUCAUACAGGCUCACUGUUUGGUCUGCUGUGGUACAAUGACUUACAGCUGAUGAGUGAAUCACAUCAUCAUGUGAUUCACAGAAAGUUCAGGGGAGCCAAAGGCCCCGAUCACACGUAUACGGAUAUUUAGCAAAACCAACAUUCACAUGCAAACUGUGUUUUAUGUCACUGAAACAUAUUUUCUUCUAAAGUGGAGAUUUUGUAAAACUCUGGAUUCUGAACAUGUUGAACAGAGAGUUCAGUUCAGACAUGCCCUUCGUUGCUUUGUGUAAUCAUCGUGCGUCUGAAACAAGAACAAUGGCCGACCAGGUCAGUUUACUUGUGGUAGCAAAUAACUACAAAUAAAUGGCAACUAUUGUUUGUAAGUAAUUACCGCCAGGGGAAUAAUAAGCUCACUACACAUGCUCAUGUAGGUAUUUGACAUAUUGUUGAUGCAGACUUUGUCGCCCCCUACUGGCCCAGCAUCAUACCGUAUACGUGUGGUCAAGGCUUUAAAGUUAGUUUACAACCAGUCUCUAGUUGGGUCAUCGGUUGAGGUCUGUUUUCCAGUCGUGGAUUGAACCCCGUCCUCUACAAAAACUCCUAAUGAAGAUAUUUACUGGAAAACAAAUUAGGUGCAGGACUGAUCUCGUCUGGGAUGCUGGACUUCAUCGUUUAGUCUGAUUUUCCAUAAAAAUGCUUUUUUUCUAAGCCUGUUUUCUUACUGCUGUUGCUCUCUCAUCAAAGCACUGUUACUGAAAAUGAAGGUAAUGCAUAAAUAGUUAAAUAUUUAUUUAUCCAGAUUUCUUGUAAUUUAUUGUUUAAAGUUUUGUCUCAUUAAAAGUUUCAAA